CUUUAAAAGGCUGGCUGUGUCUCACAGAUGCACUUGUAAACACUUUAACCUCUCUGCCACACGCACUUCCCCUUGCAGUUUCAAUCAAUAUAUGGAAAUGGAGGACCAAGUGGCAAGCAAGAAGAGAAGAGACAUAAGCAAAGAAGACUUAGUAUCGGAACGGACGGGUUCUUUGGGCUGUAUUGGUUGGUUCAUCGUGAUAAUCUCUGGUAUCUUUGUGAUUGCUUUAUUUCCCAUCACCAUCUGGUUUUGUAUCAAGAUUGUUCAGGAGUACGAGCGUGCCGUCAUCUUCAGGCUGGGCCGCAUCACAGACAGAAAGGCUAAAGGACCAGGAAUUUUCUUUAUUUUGCCUUGCACUGAUACUUUUGUGAAAGUGGAUCUGCGGACAGUUUCAUUUGACAUCCCACCACAAGAGAUCCUGACCAAAGAUUCAGUUACUGUGUGUGUGGAUGGCGUGGUUUACUUCCGAGUGAACGAUCCCAUCUCGUCCGUGGCCAACGUAUCUAACGCCGACUUUGCCACUCGUCUGCUGGCUCAGACCACCCUCAGAAAUGUGCUGGGAACCAAGAACCUGGCUGAGCUGUUGUCUGACCGUGAGGGCAUCGCCCACAGCAUGCAGACGAGCCUGGAUGAAGCCACAGACCACUGGGGCAUCAAAGUGGAACGUGUGGAGAUUAAAGAUGUGAAGCUGCCAAUUCAGCUGCAGAGAGCCAUGGCUGCCGAAGCAGAGGCUGCACGAGAGGCCAGAGCAAAGGUGAUUGCAGCAGAAGGGGAGAUGAACGCGUCUCGUGCCCUGAAGGAGGCGUCCCUGGUGAUUGCAGAGUCUCCGUCAGCUCUGCAGCUUCGCUACCUGCAGACCCUCAACACCAUCGCAGCAGAGAAGAACUCCACCAUCAUCUUCCCACUGCCCAUGGACGUCAUGGCUCACUUCAUGCGGAAGUGACAGCUCAGUUUGCUCAUUUUCUAAAGAUACUAUUAAAAAAAUAUGAUUGGAUCAACAUACUAUUUGGUGUCAAAUUGUAAA
This is a messenger RNA of Thalassophryne amazonica, 1024 nucleotides long. RefSeq names its product stomatin (EPB72)-like 3b (gene stoml3b). The transcript has 7 exons. Gene Ontology annotation, cellular component: plasma membrane. The record is from RefSeq and is a predicted model, not a curated record. NCBI's taxonomy places the organism in Eukaryota, Metazoa, Chordata, Actinopteri, Batrachoidiformes, Batrachoididae. Bases 92 to 943 code for a protein of 283 amino acids.